AUGCACCGGGUGACUCUCCAGGCACGAUGCUGUGCUAUUCGAGCUGACACGACUGCUCUGCGUGGAUGGAUUUCUGGUAUUAUAGAUUCUACUUCUCUUGUUUCACCUCCUCUUCGAAAGCUUCGCUAUCAAUCCAUCUCAUCUAACUUCACCACUAUCAAGCAAAUAUACACCGCCAAAAUGAGUGAACAGUGCAACAAGUACCUCGCCGACACCUGGAACCGCGACAAGGUGAUGGCUAUUGUCCAAUUCGCGCCUAUGAUGUUGGCUGGGCCCGUCAAAGCACUGACCGGCAGUGAAGAGCUCAGCAAGGCCUUCUUCAACCUGUCCAAUAUGGCGGACGCGUAUCGCGCGGUUACACGUCUCUCCCUUCUCCUGCGUGCGGUUUCAAAGGAAAACCUCACCGCGCUUGCCAAGCCGCAGGGCGACGCGUACCUCGAGCGCUCCGACCAGCUGACCCACUUCUUCCACGUGCUUUUCUGCUUAUUUGAAAACACCACGACUCUCGCUAAGCAUGGCGCAUUAUGCACUCAGCUGCGCAGCUUUGGUCAGUAUGCCACGGUGUGCUGGUUCUACACACUUUUGCUGGGCGUCGUGCGCCAGAUAUACGUCCUGACACACAGUAAGACAUCAAAGAAGGAGCGCAACCAACUCCUCGUGACGCUGCUGAAGCUCGGCUGCUUCCUUGUGUUCGCGCUGACCUGCAUGCCGAAGGAUGGCCUGCAGCUGCUGCCGAACGCCCCCGGCGCGAUCGUUCCGCUGCAUAAGACCAUUGCCUUGAUCACACCCAAGCACCUGCAGCUCUCCGACACCAUCCGCGGUGCUCUUGGAUUUGUUGCCUCGAUGUGCGACUUCUACUAA
Phytomonas sp. EM1 is the source of this 861-nucleotide messenger RNA. Lineage: Eukaryota; Euglenozoa; Kinetoplastea; Trypanosomatida; Trypanosomatidae. The record is from the annotation of a GenBank genome assembly.